Molecule: messenger RNA, 643 nt
Organism: Pollicipes pollicipes
Lineage: Eukaryota; Metazoa; Arthropoda; Thecostraca; Pollicipedomorpha; Pollicipedidae
Product: cuticle protein 7-like
Exons: 1
Cellular component (GO): chitin-based extracellular matrix
Molecular function (GO): structural constituent of chitin-based larval cuticle
Source: RefSeq, a predicted model, not a curated record
GCUGGCUACGCCGCCCCCGUGGCUGCUGCCUACACCGCCCCUGUGGCUGCUACCUACGCCGCCCCCGUGGCUGCUACCUACGCCGCCCCUGUGGCUGCUACCUACGCUGCGCCUGCCGCUGCCGCUUACGCCGUGCCUGUGGCCACCGCCUAUGCGGCACCUGUAGCCACGGCUUAUGCCGCGCCUGUGGCUAGCAGCGCGCAGCACCACUCGCAGGACGAGCUGGGUCAGUACAACUACGGCUACGCCGACAUCAACUCGGCCAAGAACGAGGUGAAGACGGCCGACGGGGUGGUGCGCGGCUCCUACAGCUACGUGGACGCCUACGGCCUGCCGCAGAAGGUCGACUACGUCUCUGACGCGCUGGGCUUCCGCGUGGCGGGCACCAACCUGCCGGUGGGCCCGGCCGGCCCGGGUCACGUGGCCGACACGCCCGAGGUGGCCGCCGCCAAGUCGGCCCACUUCGCCGCGCACGCCGAGGCUCUGGCUCGCGCCGCCGUCCACUGAAAUGUCCAAAGCCAAGUUACCCUUCUGGGCCUGCAGAGACGGUCGCCCACCGUGAAGAGAACUGCACCAGUCGAUAGGACUCGAUGUCGAGUCAGUUUCGGUCGCGUUUCAUGGGCGUGGCGGUGCUUCGUUGUCA